GCACGCUCCGGAAGUAGUUAGCGUGGUGGUUCUGUCCCACCGGUCGACGGUAGUUUUGAGUUUCUAAGGCGGCUGAGUUUAGCUGCCGUUGUCGCCAUUGCCAUGUUUCUGACGGUGGUCAAUUUGGCCAAGAAGAGCAAAUCAAAGUAUAUACUUGUGAGAAUGGUCAGUGAAGCAGGAACAGGCUGUGCUUUUAAUGUAAAACGACUCCGGCUUCAAGAAAAGCUGGUAAUGCUAAGCUAUGAUCGUCAUGUCAAACAGAAUGUCCUCUUCAAAGAGCAGAAAAAGAUCUGUUCCGUGUAACUGAUGAUUGGCUAAGAAGAUGUUGUGAAUAUAUGGGACAGACUUAUGAGAGGAAAUACUAAGUUGGCAAUGUUGAAAAGAGAGAAAAUGGACUGAGGUGGUCAAAGCCAAUUGUAAAUAAGAACAUUGUGGAAAAUGCAUUACUGAUAUUUAGAGAUGGAUCCUUAUCAACAACUUUCUUGUUUUCAUACCUGUGAAUUAAAAUUCUGAAUUCCA
Candoia aspera is the source of this 519-nucleotide messenger RNA. It is a transcript of the gene MRPL33, whose product is annotated as mitochondrial ribosomal protein L33. Gene Ontology annotation, cellular component: ribosome; mitochondrion. Gene Ontology annotation, biological process: translation. Bases 103 to 303 code for a protein of 66 amino acids. The transcript is spliced from 4 exons. NCBI's taxonomy places the organism in Eukaryota, Metazoa, Chordata, Lepidosauria, Squamata, Candoiidae. Gene Ontology annotation, molecular function: structural constituent of ribosome. The record is from RefSeq and is a predicted model, not a curated record.